This is a messenger RNA of Cydia pomonella (codling moth), 464 nucleotides long. RefSeq lists its product as uncharacterized. The record is from RefSeq and is a predicted model, not a curated record. The coding region runs from base 31 to 312 and encodes 93 amino acids. The transcript has 3 exons. NCBI's taxonomy places the organism in Eukaryota, Metazoa, Arthropoda, Insecta, Lepidoptera, Tortricidae.
AAAGGAUUUUACGGCAUUACCUCGAGCGACAUGGCGUUGUUAACUGUUGCGGUGCUUUUCUGCGUCUACACUGUCACGGAGUGUGCCAGGGAAAAUGAAGAUAUCAGGAUCGCUGCACCAUCUUUAAUACGUCUGUGCCAUGACGUCAAACAUAAGCCAUUCUUCUGCCUGAUCUGCAACGGUUUCGACUUUUCCUGCUUCUCCCCUGCGGAAACUACCCAACGACCGACAGAGCCUUCUACACAACCCUCUACUACUGUCAUUGCCACUGCCGGGACUACUGCUGCUCCUGCCGAAGAACAAAUGGAAUAAGCAUUACAAUAACCUUCAGAUCAAUUCGAACGUGCUGACAUCAAAUCCAUAUUGGAAUUAAUACUUGGGCGGACAAGUCUGAACGAAAUGAAUGCGCGGAUGAGGUCUGAUGUCAGGGCACGUUCAAAUUGGCCUGCUUCUUUUUUAUGGCA